This is a messenger RNA of Galleria mellonella (greater wax moth), 7401 nucleotides long. RefSeq names its product probable E3 ubiquitin-protein ligase HERC4 (gene Herc4). Gene Ontology annotation, biological process: protein ubiquitination; ubiquitin-dependent protein catabolic process. The record is from RefSeq and is a predicted model, not a curated record. Gene Ontology annotation, molecular function: ubiquitin protein ligase activity. Lineage: Eukaryota; Metazoa; Arthropoda; Insecta; Lepidoptera; Pyralidae. Bases 227 to 3451 code for a protein of 1074 amino acids. The transcript is spliced from 21 exons.
CCUAUAUGACAUGACAUAUAGAAGUAAAGAGAAAAGAUUGUUCUCGACUUUAAAAAACGUAAUUAUUCGUUUCAUAAUGAUAUUUCCAGUUUAAAAUUUUUGUCACUAAUUUUCAGACCCUUUAAUUUUCUUUUUAAUAACAUAUAACUUGAUUCCAUAACAAAAUUUAAUUACUUUUUUGUAUAAGGUUAAACUGAAAUUGUCAUUGACAAAAGUGUUUUAUAAAAUGUUUUGCUGGGGUAAUGGAACAUAUCACGAAUUAUGCUUAGAUGAUUCUGAAAAUGUUGAUUUGGUUAUUAAACCAACAUUAUCAAAAUGGAGUGAGAGUCAUCAUGUCAGAUGUAUAGCAGCAGGAGAAUUCUUUGUUCUGUACCUCACUAACCAGGGUCACUUAUAUUCAUGUGGAAGUAAUGAGGCAGGACAGCUUGGACGUCACACUGAUUCUAAUGAGGGAAGAAUGCCAGAUCUGGUGGAAAAAUUAAAGGAAUAUAAAAUUUUAUCAAUAGCAUGUGGCCUUCAGCAUUCUCUGGCACUCAAUGAAUGGGGAAUCCCCUAUAGUUGGGGUUGCAAUAGCAUGGGUCAACUUGGUGUAGUGGAUACUGAUUCAAUUUCACACAAUGUUCCCUGUGUAGUGAAAAAACUUGCAACAAAAAAUGUGGUUCAAGUUGCAUGUGGCUCAUAUCAUUCCAUGGCAUUGACAAAUAAUGGAGACCUAUAUGCUUGGGGUGCAAACAGUUAUGGGCAAUGUGGGCUUGGAAAUGUAACAAACAAGGAAAUGAAACCACAACAAAUCACAUCACUGCUUGGUGUACCGAUUGCAUUGAUAGCAUGUGGCAGCAAUCACACAUUUGUUUUAUCUAAAUCUGGUGCUGUCUAUGGCUGGGGAAAAAAUUCUCAUGGUCAACUUGGGCUACAAGAUAAAGAACACAGAUGUUAUCCAUCACAUCUAAAGACAUUAAGGAAUGUUAAAGUAUGUCAUAUAGCAUGUGGAGAAGACUUUACAGUAUUUCUUACACUGGACGGUGGUGUAUUUACAUGUGGCUUUGGGGAAUAUGGACAAACAGGCCAUGGAACUACAAAAGAUGAACUUGUACCAAGACAGGUGAUGGAGCUGAUGGGUAGCACAGUGACGCAAGUGGCAUGUGGGCGGCGCCAUCUACUGUGCCGAGUGGGAGAACGCAUCCUGGCCUGCGGCUACGGCGCGCGCGGUCAGCUCGGUUGUAAACACACCUUAGCUUUGGUGCCUACGCCCGUGUCCUUCGUGCCCAGUGAUGACUCGCCCACUGAAAAUCCAGGUCAAAGCAAGCCGAAGAAGAAACCGAAGGUGGAGCCCACGACAAAUGGUCAGCACAGCAGUGCGGGUGCUUCGAAACGAAAUUUCUCUCCAGACAUAUUCAGUGGACCCAUGAAAGUGUUCGCGGGAGGUGAUCAUAGUUUCCUAAUCACCAAUUGUGACAAAGCGUCCGCUGAUUUCCGGGUGCCAGAACACAACAAACAGAUUCUCACACUGAAUCUGCCAAAGCUUUAUGUUUGCGAAACUGUAAAAGAUGAUGAUGUUGUAAACCAAGAUCUCAUGGCCUAUUUGGAGACUGUAUUCGGUUCGCUGGCGUGCGUGAACGGUUCAUUCCUGCUGGAUAAUAAUGCCCAUUUCGGAUGCAACAAAAAUGUUCCUGGCGUUAACUUAAAAGCUGCCGAAGAAGCCUUCGCAAUAAUUAGCAGAUUCGAAAACACCUCCAUCAAGCAACUAAUAUUUACCCACCUAACAGAGAAUAUAAUAAAGAAAAUGAAGAUAUCUCCGCCAGAUGCAGAAGUACUGAGGAUGUUUCUUAUAUUGCCCUUAUACCACGAAAUGAGGAACCCGCGGCGACAUACAGAAUUACAGGGUCCAUUUGCUGAGGCGUUCAACAAAUUGUCAACAUUACCACAAAAGAUAGUGCAAAAAUGGUGGGAAGCGCAAUCUACCGAAUACUUUGAAAUGCUAGUGGACAUAUUUAAAAGCGUUAUUGUUUAUGAGUUAAUGCAACCAGCGGUGAGAGCCAAUAAGAAAAUAUAUUUUACACACAGCAUUCUUCAAAUCCUAGACACAUUGUCAUUAUUAAAUAAAAUUAAUUUCACCAAUCCAAAGAAACCUAAAAUAUCGGCUGAGUGUUUCUAUGUCGAGGACCUCUGUAGCUACGUAGAUAUCGCAUCGGAUUAUAUUAAUUGGAUCACAGAUAAAAAUCCAUCCCAACCCCAUAUGUGUAAUUACCCAUUUCUGUUCGACGUUCAGUGCAAGUCAUUGCUGUUGAAGGUGGAUCAACAUUUGCAAAUGCAGCUCGCAGUAAACAGGGCAGCCACUCAGAUGCUUUCCCGUUUAAUGUUCGAUCCCACAUAUCUGUAUCAGUAUCAUUCACAGGACCAAUUUCUAAAUCUGACGGUGUCAAGGGAGCAUAUAGUUCGGGACACUAUGAUACAAAUUGGUAGCCACGAUAGUUCGCAGCUUAAAAAACCUCUUAGAAUAGCAUUCGAGGGUGAGGAGGCAGAGGACGCAGGCGGGGUGAAGAAGGAAUUCUUUCAGUUAUUACUAAAGGAGAUAUUUGACCCAGUGUAUGGAAUGUUCAAACAAUCUGAGGAGACCAAUAUGAUUUGGUUUUCCAACAACCCAUUUGAAGACGAUGUUAUGUAUCAAUUAAUUGGUGCAAUAUACGGCCUAGCUAUAUACAAUUCUAUAAUAAUCUACGUACCAUUUCCACUGGUGCUAUAUAAGAAAUUAUUGGGAGAAUCGGUCAUGUUGGAUGAUUUGACGGAUUUGUAUCCAACUCUCGCUAACAGUUUGAAGAACUUAUUGGACUAUCCCGAUGACGAUGUAGAAGAGGUAUUCAGCUUAUGUUUUGCUGUGAACACUGAAGUGUUUGGCCAGAUUGAAGUGCACCUUUUAAAAGAAGACGGUGAGAACGUACCGGUUACGCAUGAGAAUAAAGAGGAGUAUGUCGAGUUGUAUGUGGACUUUUUGCUGAACAAAUCCGUUUCGAAUCAGUUCAAAGCCUUCAAUCAAGGUUUCCAAAAGGUAUGUGGUAGCAACAUUAUAAAAUUGUUCAGAUCCCACGAACUAAUGUCAGUGGUGAUUGGCAAUGAAGAAUAUGAUUGGGAUAUGUUCGAGAACAACUGCGAGUACAAGAAUGGAUAUUUUCCUAACGACCAACAAGUUAGAUGGUUUUGGGAAGUGUUCCAUGAGCUAUCGAUUGAAGACAAGAAAAAGUUCCUACUGUUUUUGACCGGCAGUGAUCGAGUGCCUAUACAGGGGAUGCGUGAUAUAAAAAUCCGAAUCCAGCCUGUAGCAGACGAUAGGUACUUUCCAGUAGCCCAUACAUGUUUUAACUUACUAGACUUGCCUAGGUAUAAAACAAAAGAAAGGCUUAAAUAUCAUUUAAUGCAAGCAAUACAGCAAACACAGGGUUUCUCACUAGUCUGAAUUACGUACCGCGUUAUAUAAGUAAAUUAUCAAAGUAUUCCGACUGUCAACCAUAAGACAACAAUACAGUUACACUUCUGUAUAGAUUUACAAAAAAAGAGACGCUACUUUUAUUAGCACCUUUUCGACUGUAAUAUGCAUAUAAUUAAAUUUGUACUAAUUUCUGAUCAGCCUGUAAUAUUUGUUGUUAUAUUUAAAAGAAACAACGAGAGUUCUUACAAAUUUAUGAAUAUUUUACAUAAGUGUAUGUAUAUAAGUAAUAUUUUACUCCACUCAUGCUUUAUUAUACAACAACUUUUUUUUAUUUUAUUUGGUGAAUCUUUUAUAUACCACUUUUGUAUGGGUUUUGUUUUUUGUAAAUCUAUGCAUUUUGGUCAUAUGUCCGCCCAUGUAAAGACUGAAAUUAUGCCUGUGACGGAUUGACCAUUAACGAACAUCUCAUCUGUUCAAAUUUGAUGCUCAUUUAGGAUAAUUUGAUCACAAUGUGUGAUUUCAAAUAAUUGUGAUAUAAAAUAAAUCUAAUAAUCGCUAAAUUGUUUCUUAUUUAGUUCAAUGGUAGGUAAAUCUAUCAGAAUAUUUGCUUAUAAUCUCAGCGAAACGGAGUUUUACUCUUUUAUAUGAUAUUAAUUGUUCGGCAUUGACUAUGUAAUAUGACAAUAUACCACACCAACUAUACUAUUAAGGAUAAAUUAAGAAGUAUCGCAAAUCAUAGACUUAGUAUAACAUUCUCGCAUUACAGUGUUUUUAUUUUGUCAUUAAUGGUAUUGAAAAUAUGAACAUUUAUCAAUGAAAAAAAUUCAAAGCGAACGGGGUUUUAAAGAGGGCGCUCUAGUCCCUGUGUAUAAAGACUGGUUUAAAGAGGACGUCAUUAUUGAAUUUUUUUCAAUUAUAAAUAUUAAUAUAUUAUUUGUUUUUUUUUUAAAUCUAUAAUUAUAUUCUCAAUAAAAAUAUUCCGUAACUACAUAAAAACAUUUCAAGUGUCUAAUUAUAAUAAGAAUGACAUUGAUAUUAUUUAUGUCGGAAUACUAUUAGUAAUUUAAAAAUAGCUGAAUACUGGAAGCUGUGACAUAACGAGUGUGAAUGGUUAAAGGGAAUUUUUCCUGACUCUUCGCUUCUAGAUUCAGCGUCCUACCUAGAUGUGAUGCAUUUUGCAUUUAUAAUGCACGUUGCUUGAAGCACAGCGUUGUAUAAUCUCAACAUUUGGUGUUUCUGGAACGGGCUUUUUAGUUAACUCAUAAGUGGGUGGCCACACGAAGCCUGCACAUUAGCUAGUUAUGUUAGACGAAUCGCUACAAAUAAUUUUCAAUUUGUUGGUUGCGAGGAACAAAAAUUAUAUUAGUCUACACGUGUGUGUAAAAACGUAUUUAUUAUUAAUUUGUGUGAUAUUUAAUAUAAAAAGGAAAGUAUAUAUAGGAAAGUGAUAACAAUUUUGCUAUUAUUUUUGCCAUUUUCUUAUUCAUAGUUUCAUCUUUUUCUGUAUUUUAUGUGGUAAUAUUGAUCUAACGGAUUGUUGGCUACAUUGGACUAAACAAAGAAAUUAAGUUAACCUUUUGAGUACUCCAGUCGGAUUUAUUUAAUAGUGAACCUGUGUUCGCAUGUUUUUUCCCCCGUUUAUUCAGCUGCAGUAAUAGUGUAAUGCAGUAUACAAUAAAUAAAUAAUAAGUAAAUACAAUUCAGACAGAAUAUAAAACAAACGUUUACAAUAUUUUCAAAUUACUUGUAUUAGCCAGAAAUAUUAAAAAACUAUUGAUUUGGUUCAUAAGCUCAUUAAGCCUAGAGUAACAGAUACAAAAUAAAGCAGUUAAAUGGAUAAACAGAAUUUCCAUGUAAUUUUCUCAAUCUCCUUAUCCUGACAGAUAAUGGCUGAUAUGAUGAUUAUGAUUCCUUUCCAGGUUAAACAAUUUCAGCCAUUAUUAUUUGUACCGUCGGCACUGCCGAUUGACUCCUUUAAUACUGACAAUAAUUUGUUUUAUAAAUUUUGUAGAAUGUUCGUCUAUGGGUUACGAAGCCAAUUUUGUACAUAAUAUGGUUACUUUGUGAUAUUAAAAUUACGCCUCAAAAAUCUUGCUGUUUAUAGUCGAAGCUAAUUUUUGUUAGCCUAUUUAUUGUCUCUUUUCUAUGACACGAUUUAAUAAUUCAUUAUCAAUUAUAAAUAAACAAUCAAUACGUCAUAUAUUGUGGCGAUGCUGUUAAUUGAUUUUUGUCUUGCUUAAUUUUUCAAACAUAAUUUAAAUUAAAAAUAAUUUUGUUCGUGAGAUUUCUUUCAGAUGGAAUAUAAUCAUAUAAAUCAAGUCUGUGGGAUUUAGAAACUUACAGACUAGUAUAUUUUUAUUUCUGGGUUAAGUGUAUUGAAAGGAAUAAUGACUUGUGUAAAGGUUUUAAGAGUAUAUAUAAAUGGAGACUCUAAGUGAUUUUAAUAUUUCUGAUUUUAAAAUUGAGCUACUUUUGGCAUUUUACACUAGGAAUGUAGACUUAUGAUAAAUUAUAUAUAUAUUCUUUAUUAGACUUGUAAAAAAAAUAGCGAUUAUACAUAUGUUUAAAAUUGGGUAACAGGCGUAGCCGCCCGCUACCUUAAAAUGUUUGCAUCGAUAGUGCACUGACCUCGUAGUCUUGAUAUUGUACUGUACGAUUUCUUACGAAAAUUCUUGAAAAUUUGUUUUCCAAUUUUCAAGAGUUUAACUAAUUUGUUUAUAUUGGUUCUGAUGUUUUAUAUAGAACGGUACAUUUAUAAUUUAUUAUUGAUACACGUUUCAUAUAUUUAUAUAUAUUUUUGAUAUACAUAUAAUUAUUAAUUGUUCUGAAUAAUUUAUAUGUAAUCACAUUAAAUCGUGUCAUAUUGGCACUUUGAUGAAUCGAAUUCUAAGACACUGCGCAGACCAAUAAUUACAAUUCUCGUACAUGUUUGUCUCCCAAAAUAGAACAAAAUUGCAUCUCAUAACACAAUAAUCCCCUGGCAAUUGUCUGAAAGGGCAAAAUUUGUGCUCUGCGACUAUGUCUAUACAGGCUCUAGUAUAGCGUUUGUUAUUUUAAACAAUAAUUGUUUUUAUGUUAAAAAUAUGUUAAAUUCUACAUGUCAGAAUAAUAUUUCGGAAAUGUGAUAGUGGAAUGGUAAGCUUGUUGUUUACAUAAUUAGCAAAUAGUCUCAAAAUACUUUGUUGCGUGUAUAAAUAAAACCGAUUGUAGCUUUGCUAGUUCACUGUUGUCGUUUUCUAAAUUAUUUUGGGUGCACCUCAGCCCGGCUGUUUCGGGGUGGUAUGCACGUGUAUGUAUUAUAUAAUAUAACAAUAUAUUUUUGUAUUAAAUGUUGUGUUUUAUUGUGAAUUACUUAUUUAAGGAUCUGAAAGCUUUACAUGUUGUGUAUAACAGAAAUGCAGAUUUAUAAUUUUAAAUGCAUUUUUAAUUUGUAAUCUAAUGUUUAUAAUUUUGGAGAGCUUCAGAUACAGAUUAUAAUAUAUUUUCGUCUAAUUAUAAUUUAUAUUUUUGUAAUCUUACUUUAUUAACUUUCAUUGAAUAAUUAAAAUAAAACUAAUGGUGGCAUUUAUACAAUUUAUUUCAUUAAAAUAAUAAUUACAUAAUAUCGAAACAAAAGCCUUUUCAACAUUUUAUAUACAAAAUAUUUGUGUAAUCUCUUCAUGACUAGUUAAUUUUAAGCAUGGCCGAAUUGGUAGCAAUAAUUUAUUAAUAUAUAUGUAUUAAUAUUAAUUUUGUCAAGCUCUUAUAUAAUUUAUAUGUAUAAACAUCACUGCAUCUUUAUAGAAGUACGGUUAUUUACAUUUGUGAUUAGAAAAGCUGAUUAAAUAUUAUAUCGCAUACGUUCGCAAUGUAUAAAGCCGCACAUUUACAUCGUAUUUAAAGUUUAAUAUAAAAGAAAAUAUAAGUAAGAGAAAUAUAGCAAAAGUGAAAUAUCAUUAAUAUGAUAAUUAAUUUUCACUAAUGAUUUUUUUUAUUUU